This is a messenger RNA of Vombatus ursinus (common wombat), 2209 nucleotides long. RefSeq names its product EGF like repeats and discoidin domains 3 (gene EDIL3). Bases 340 to 1782 code for a protein of 480 amino acids. Lineage: Eukaryota; Metazoa; Chordata; Mammalia; Diprotodontia; Vombatidae. The transcript is spliced from 11 exons. Gene Ontology annotation, molecular function: calcium ion binding. The record is from RefSeq and is a predicted model, not a curated record.
CCGCCACCCAGGACUCAUCUCCUCUCUCCUUCCCAGCUAUGACUGAGUUGCAGCACUUUGGCUGAGCCUCGCUGGGUUAUUCCGGGAUCCUACCCGCCACCCUUUGCCAAAGAUCCGGCAAAAGAAGAGGGAAGCGUUUUCUCUUUCUCCUCUUCCUUUCUCUUUUAAAUAUUUUUCUUUCUUUCUUUCUUUAAGAGAAGGGUUGAGAGAAGACAUAUUUAGUGUAAGGGAUCGCCUGGCACCCAGAGCCCUAUCUCUGAGAACCCCAUCAGCCACAUCUCUCUCUCUCCUUCCCCGACCCCUUUCCCAUACGGGGUCGCUCCAGUUGGAGAAACGAUCAUGAACCGUUUGGUGGCCGUCUGGUUCUUGUUGGGUCUGAGCUUCUGCGUCCCUCAAUUCACCAAAGGUGAUAUUUGUGACUCCAACCCAUGUGAAAAUGGAGGAAUCUGUUUGACAGAACUGGCCGAUGAAUCUUUUUCCUGUGCAUGCCCAGAUGGCUUCACAGAUCCCAACUGCUCUAGUGUUGUGGAGGUUGCAUCAGAUGAAGAAGAGCCAACUUCAGCAGGUCCCUGCCUUCCUAACCCAUGUCAUAAUGGGGGAACAUGUGAAAUCAGUGAAGCUUACCGAGGGGAUACAUUCAUAGGAUAUGUGUGUAAAUGUCCUAAAGGAUUUAAUGGGAUCCACUGUCAGCACAAUAUAAAUGAAUGUGAAUCAGAGCCCUGUAAGAAUGGUGGGAUCUGUACAGACCUUGUUGCCAACUAUUCCUGUGAGUGCCCUGGUGAAUUUAUGGGAAGAAACUGUCAGUACAAAUGUUCUGGCCCCUUGGGAAUUGAAGGAGGGAUCAUAUCCAACCAGCAAAUCACAGCUUCAUCUACCCACCGAGCACUUUUUGGGCUGCAAAAAUGGUACCCUUACUAUGCACGCCUUAACAAGAAGGGGCUUGUAAAUGCUUGGACUGCUGCGGAAAAUGACAGGUGGCCAUGGAUUCAGAUAAAUUUACAAAGGAAGAUGAGAGUCACUGGAGUUAUCACCCAAGGAGCUAAGAGGAUUGGAAGCCCAGAAUACAUAAAAUCCUACAAAAUUGCAUACAGUAAUGAUGGAAAGACUUGGGCAAUGUAUAAAGUAAAAGGAACCAAUGAAGACAUGGUGUUCCAUGGAAAUGUGGACAACAAUACACCCUAUGCCAACUCUUUCACUCCUCCAAUAAAAUCUCAAUAUGUCCGACUGUAUCCCCAAGUAUGUCGGAGACACUGUACUUUGAGGAUGGAGCUUCUUGGUUGUGAACUAUCAGGUUGUUCUGAGCCUCUGGGAAUGAAAUCAGGACAUAUACAAGACUAUCAGAUUACUGCUUCCAGCAUCUUCAGGACUCUCAACAUGGAUAUGUUCACUUGGGAACCCAGGAAAGCCCGGCUAGAUAAACAGGGAAAAGUGAACGCCUGGACCUCAGGCCACAAUGACCAGUCACAAUGGCUUCAGGUGGACCUUCUAGUCCCUACCAAGGUGACUGGCAUCAUUACUCAAGGAGCUAAAGAUUUUGGUCAUGUACAAUUUGUAGGUUCCUAUAAAUUGGCAUAUAGCAAUGAUGGAGAACAUUGGACUGUAUAUCAAGAUGAAAAACAAAGAAAAGAUAAGGUUUUCCAGGGCAAUUUUGACAAUGACACACACCGAAAAAAUGUCAUUGACCCUCCCAUCUAUGCACGGCACAUAAGGAUCCUUCCUUGGUCCUGGUAUGGCAGGAUCACCUUGAGGUCAGAGCUGCUGGGCUGCACCGAGGAGGACUAACAAUGCCCAGUGCUUGGAAACUCUGUUCUCUAUAUUCUGAAAAAGUAUCUCCAUAGAACAAACUGUGCAAAACCUGUAGGAAACUGAAUGUUUUGUUUUGUUUUGUUUUUUUUCAUGAACAAAUGCUCAAUUUAUGGUAGGCCACUAACUGUCUUUUGUUAAGAGGUCUAAGCCUGCCCUUUAAAUGGUUCAACCUGAUUUUUGUUCUUUUGAUCUGUUCACGUAUAUAUUCCCUCUAACUGUAGAAUUACCUUUCUCAUAUUCUUCUGUGUUGUUCACACUGGUUGAAAUAUACUAGGAAGGGAGAGUAGUGUCCUUUUUUUUUUUUUUUACAGGAAAGGCGGGAUAUUCUGAUUGCCUCAGUGUGGAGGUGGAGAAAGUAAGUUGAAACUAGCAUCCUACUUGUAAAAAAAAGAAAAAGAACACU